GUUGCAUCUUUUUUGAUGUGUCCUUUCCUUCAGCAGCCAAUGCAGGCCUUGGAGACAAGAUGAGAAUGAGUACUGAGGAGACCACAGCAGACACUGCAUCCCCUGCACCUUAUAAUAAUACAGUGGAAGGUAAUGAAGAAAAAGUGAAAGUUUAUCAUUCACACACUGUGUUCAAUCCACCCACAUCCACAACAGUGGAAGAUAUUUCCAAAGCCCAGUCAUCUGUACCUGUCUAUAGCAACUCCCCACCCAAGCACAGGUUCGUCAGCUAUGAGACUGUACUGGGACGAUCCCCAGGGAUGAUGACCUGCACUUCCUGCCAACAGCAGGUCAUGACAAAUGUCACCUACAAAGUUGGUGCUUUUGCUUGGCUGAUGUGCUUCGUCUUCAUUUUCUGCGGAUUGUUUGUUGGCUGCUGUCUCAUCCCAUUCUUUGUCAAACACUUUAAGGAGGUCUACCACUCCUGCCCAAGGUGUAAUGGGAUUCUUCACGUUGAUAAGCCGUCCUGCUGUUGACCGGUGCGAAUUAACACAACGCACUUGAUAUGUGAAAAUCCUAUGCCUGCAGAAUGCGUACAUCUUUUAGAUGUACAUAAUAUGAAAUGUCUUCUAUACUUGUGUAUGAAUGUUUCUAUUGCCUCAAUAUCAUGUUUCAUCAUUGCCAUGGCAUCGGUGUUAUGCUGCAGAUUAUUUGUACAUGUGCUGAUGUUUAGUGUACCAGGGCCAGUUUAAAUUGAGAUGAGUGAGAGAGAACAUUUUAAAACAUGGCUAUUUCCAACAAGCAUACAUUUGUUUUAUGUGCAAUUAAAUAUUAAAAUAAGUUUGUGAUUGGAGUCCCUCCUUUGGAGAUGGAUCAAGGGGAUUCAUUUCCAGUGUCACUUGGAUUUCAGAGACUUCACUGAUGCAUAUUUAUAGAAAACUUUAUUCAACAUUUUCCAGCAAAAAGGCAAUAUACAGGAAGUUGUACACUGCUGCAACAUGGAGGAACAGACAGAUAUGCAAAGGUCCUCUUUGUACUUCACUCGAGACAUGGUGUAGUAAUUGCUAAGAAUUAGGAAUAAAAUUAUGGAAAGUCAGGAACCAAAAAUACACAAUGAAUAUGGACACAGAAUUAAUUUGUAUCCAACAAG
Conger conger (European conger) is the source of this 1129-nucleotide messenger RNA. RefSeq names its product lipopolysaccharide-induced tumor necrosis factor-alpha factor homolog. Gene Ontology annotation, molecular function: zinc ion binding. The coding region runs from base 60 to 515 and encodes 151 amino acids. The record is from RefSeq and is a predicted model, not a curated record. Lineage: Eukaryota; Metazoa; Chordata; Actinopteri; Anguilliformes; Congridae. The transcript is spliced from 5 exons.